AUUAUCCUGAGACAGGAAAGAGGCAACUAACUAAGCUGUGGAUCUGUGGUCUUUUAAAGCAGAUCUGUCAAUGGCUACACGGACCAUAAGUUUCCUCACCUGGAACGUUAAUGGACUUAAAGAAAAAAGAGAUCAGAAAUUUAAAGAGCUUCAAAAUGCUGAUGUUGUUUUCUUACAAGAGACACACAUUGGGGUAGGAGAGGAAGAUAUUGUAGACGGCAAUUUAGGGGAGUGGCAUGUUUUCUUUACAAAAUACACCUCGUCCCAAAAGGGAACAGCCAUACUUGUAAGGAAGACUUUUGACUUUGAAUAUAUCAGUGAUGACAAAGAUAAUUGUGGAGGAUAUAUUGUAUUGAAAUGCAAACUAGAAGGUCAGCCAUACACUCUUGUUAGCGUUUAUAACCAUCAAACUGACAUAAAAACCCUUGAUAAACUAUCAAGGUACUUGCAUUUGAUGGCCACAGGGUUGCUGUUGAUUGGUGGAGAUUUCAACACGGUUCUCAAUCCCUUUAUCGACAAAGCAUGCAAUACCAACAAGGUGACAAAUAAUGCAAUCCAUAGUAAACUGCGCUCUUGUGUGGAAAAGUUUAUAAAAUCUCUUCAGUUGGUUGACAUCUGGAGAAGAAAAAACCCUGCAAAGAAGAACUAUACGUUCAGCAGAGGCGGUGUGAAGUCAAGAUUGGACUACUUCUUUGUUCCAGAAGAAUGUAUGUGGCGUGUCAGAGGUUGUGAAAUCAGAGACUCAGAGAGGCCUGACCAUCAACCUGUGUCUUUGGAGAUCAACAAUGUCCCCACAAUUCCUGUUCAGAAAGAUCCCCAGAUACAAUCAAUCUCCCAACUGCUGAAUCUCAAAAAGGAUUUAGGGAUAACAGAGACUGAUUUAUUAUUGGGUGAAGGAAGGUCACAUGGAGUCAGUGGGGUUGAAAUUGUGUCAGCUGUACAUUCUCUUCAAGUGUCAGACACACCAAGACCGGAUGGCAUUCCAGCUUCCUUCUACAGAGACAUCAUCCAAGACCUAAUUCCAUAUAUAAAGGUGCUCUAUGACAGAAUCCACAGUGGGAGAUUUAACUGCUCUAAAACUCACUUCAAUGAAUCAGUCCAAUGUACACAUGACAGUAGUCAAUUUUUUUUUAAUGCUGACUACCUCAUCAUCGCAACUAUUCUAGCAAGACGUCUAGAUGUUUUCUUGGAGCCUCAGUCAAAUUGGCAGACACCAAAAGAGUCAGCUCCUGUCUGGAUCACUUCCAAAACACUCUGUGUUCUAAUAAGUUUGCGUUGUAUUAUGGAUGAGAUAGAGAGGCAAAAACGGUCAAAUCCAACUCUGAAUCAGGACUUCCUUGUUGUGGAAAAUCUCCUCAGAGAUGCAGAGGAAGUGACCUUAGACACUGAAUCUGUAGAUUUUUCUGUUCAGAAAUACAAACUUCUUCACCAAGGCUGCCCAUUGACCCCAGUACUCAUAACUUUGGCUCUUAAAAGCUAUGCCUUGGAACUAUUUGGGCAUUUACCUAUUCAUGCAAUUCUUGUUUUCAAACAAAGCGUGAUCAUUUGCUUACAACGUGAGGACCUAGAUGAAGUAAAUGCUGUUGUGGAGAACACUACGAAUGAAUUAUAUGACAUUGGGAUAUUGUCCAAAGGAAAUGGUGAACCAUUUCAAUUAAGCUGCUUGGGAGAAGAGUCUAAGGAUGAGGAAUGGGAGGCAGAAACACUUGGGAAUAACAAUAAAGAAGUAGCAGGAGAAAACUGUUUUAAAACAGAUGUAAGAGAUAAGAGUAUGGUGUGUGAAAAGAUCAAUUAUGAGUCAAUAAUGCACAGGUAUGAGGAAGAAGACAAAUCAUUGGAUGUUCUUGGAAGAUCAGCCAUAUUUUCUGGGACACCAAAACAAGAGAUGGCAGCAUUUCACAGAAUGUCAAAAAAUCCACCUCCACUGCUUCCCGUACCUUCAUCUACACAAUCAGGAAUUUUCUCUGAUGGACAAUUCAUCCACCCCACAGCAUCUAGCCAAGGUACUAAAAGAAAACGUGAUCAUGACUCUGAGUCAUUGCUGACAUCAGAUAUGGAGAUCAUGAACAAGUCAAAGCGAAUCAUGCAAAAAGUAAUUGACAACUUAGAACAAGCCAUCAUGAUGCACAGAGAUAUCAUUUCAAAGAUAGACAAAAUGGAUGAAGUUAGCAGGAAGAAGGCAACCAUAGGGAUUUUUGGAAAAUCAGGAGAAGGAAAGAGCUCCCUUUUAAAUGCAGUCUUGGGGAAAAAGGAUCUACUGCCAUCUGGUUGUUUUGGUGCAUGUACAGCAGUUAUUACCCAGGUGGAAGCCAAUCUGAGUGACUCCAACUAUUCAGCAGAGAUUGAACUCUUCUCUAAAGAGGAGUGGGAAAAAGAGCUCAAAGAUCUUUUAAAUAUUUUAUCAGAAGAAAAUGAGGACAGAAAUGAUGACAUGAUACAAAUUGCUCAAGAAAAGAUCACUGUGCUGUAUGGAGAGGGUGCAGAAAAGAAAACAUUUGAUGAGUUAAUAAUGGAGAAUUGUGAAAUAUUUGAAAGCUUGACUACGCAAAUCUCAAAGAGUGAUGUCACUGAAUUUGCAGAAGAGGUUUAUUGUUACAUACAGCAUAGUGAGUCAAGCCAUGGUGGCUUGUACUGGCCGCUUGUAAAGAGUGUGACUUUUAAGGUUCCAAAUUGUAAUGAACUCUUGGAACACAUUGUGCUUGUUGAUAUUCCUGGGACAGGAGACUGCAAUAAGAUUAGAGAUGCCAUGUGGAAAUCUAAACUUCGAGAGUGCUCUGAUGUGUGGAUUGUAAGUGCUAUCAAUCGAGCAAUCGAUGACAAAGAACCCUGGGGUAUAUUAAAGCACUGCAUUGAAGAAUUAGGACCAGGAGGAGAGUGCAAAAACAUACAUUUCAUCUGUACAAAAACUGAUGAUAUCAAUCCAGGAGCCUAUAUGAGAUCUGCAAAGCUUAAUAAAGAGCAAAUCCCAGGAGACAAGGAUCAGAAAACAGUGUGCAUACUUCAUAGAAAUGAACGUGCCAAGACAAAAGUCAAAGAAAAGUUUGAAAAAUCGGAAAUCAAGAAAAGAUUCAGCUCUGACAAGAAUUUACUUCAAGUUUUCACUGUAAGCUCCAAUGCUUUUUUUGACCACAGUUUAAAUCUGGAGCCCAGUGAAACAGAAAUAACAGAUCUGCAGGAAGCUCUGAUGACUCUAAACAAGAACAUUAACAGAGAACUGACCAGAGAUUAUGUCAAUGAAGCAAAGGGAGUUUUGUCUUUGAUCCAGAGUGUCCAACUGGGUACAGACAGGAAAACGGUUGAGGCAAAAGCCAGAGUGCACGAGGAAUUUGAGGAGAACCUAAAGAAGGCACAAAAUGAACUGGUAAAAAGUUUUGAAAACAUUUAUAGUAUCCUGGAGCAAUGUCUCUCAGAAGGAGUGGAAAAAGCAGUGAAAUUAUGUGCUGAUACUACAUGGGCAGUGAUUUCACCUAAUAUUGAUAAAAGAGGAUUCCAUAAAACCCUUCAAGCAUUGUGCAAGAAUGGAGGAUGCUAUUGGUCGAAAAAUUUGGAUAAAGUCAUAGACCUGAACAAGCAAUUAGCCAAACACCUGCAUGAAUCUAUUGACAAAGAUUUCUUUCAGAUUUUUCCUGUCAGUGGUAAAACAGGAAGGUCAGUGCAGGAACAGAUUGAUAAGUUCAGUAUCAUCCAGAGUGACUCUGCGUCUCCCAUGUCACAUCACAUUCAGAACUUCAUCAAAACAGAGGAAACCAAACUGAAGGCAUCCCUCAACAGAGAUGUUGUUGAAAGGAAAAAGGAAAUCUAUGCAUCAAUCCAAACAACCAUUGAGGAAGCAAUGGCUUCUUGUUAUGAACAAGCUGCAGAGCUGAAAGGUAUAAGAUCCAUGAAGGCAAAGCAAGAAAUGUUAAAAACUACGGUUGAUUCGAUAAAACAUGACAUGUUCAACAAGGCAAAAAUGGAAGUCCUUAAAAAGUUCAUUAACUUAAAGCUGUAUAUAAUGGAUGCUCUUGAAUCUGGACUAAAGAGAUCAAUGAAACUGUCACUGUCACAAACCAACAAAAUCACAUUGUUGGAUGUCUCCAGAGAAACUGAACAGCUGGAGAGACUGUCAGAUCAACUGUAUGACUAAGAUCAUCAAGCAAUGAACAGGGCAAGAGAAAGAAUACAGUUCACAAAGGGGAAAGGGCAAAUAAAAAUUUACUUACACAUUAUUUUACAGUUUCUGAUUUAUAAAUAUUACAUGUUACUAAAAGUAAACUCAACAUAUUUCUCAGAAGUUUGGGUUUUAUUUUAAGUUUGAAAAACUGCAGAUCAUGAUACACAAACUGUAUUUUGAUUUAUAGCAUAUUUAAUAUGAUAACUUUUAUAAAAGCAAUAAAUAGAAAUUAUAUUUAAAAGCAUAUAGCAGUUUUCCCAUUUUCAAGAACCUAUAUUGGUGAUUUAUAGGUAUGAAAUAAUAAAAGUGUCUUUUUUUUGUUUUUGUCAUUUCUGAAACUUAUUUGUGAUACAAUCAAAGCAACAGAUCAUUCUUUACACUGUUAAUGGGUCUAGCAUUUGUGAUUGAUAUUUGGCACUUAUUCAAUAAAGGGACUUAUACAAUAAAUUAAAGAAUGUAUUCAUAAUGCACUUUAUCUAUCCAUGUUUUAUAAUGUACAAGCUAUGACAACAUGACAAUGUAGAGAAGUGUGUUCUACAUUACCUGUAGGGGCAGUGGUGGCUCAGCAGUUAAGGCUCUGGGUUACUGACUAGAAGGUUGGGGGUUCAAGCCCCAGCACUGCCAAGAUGCCACUGUUGGGCCCUUGACCCUAUCUGUUCCAGGGGGUUCCAUAUCAUGGCUGACCCUGCACCCUGACCCCAGCUUAGCUGGAAUAUGUGAAAAGAAAGAAUUUCACUGUAUAUGUGAUAAUAUAAUUAUUAGAAACCUUUUUUAAUCAUUCAAAAUAUAUAUUUACAAAUAAAUAAUGUUGGAAUAAAAACUCUUACCAGAAUAGUCUGAUUUAUAUGUUUAAGCAGAAUUUAAGUAACAAGUGAUGUAAGGUUGUUUCAAGCACAAGUUUGUAUGACUGUAACUUUUAUAUCAGCCACUCUUAUAUCAUUUCUUAUAUCAGUUCUUCUACGAUACACUUUCUAUUCUCUCUCUGUAGAAAGCUGUGUAAUAAAUGUGCUACCGUGUGUCACAAUGCAAAGUAAACUGAGUUAAGUUCCA
Messenger RNA from Myxocyprinus asiaticus (Chinese sucker), 5203 nucleotides. Its product is annotated as nuclear GTPase SLIP-GC-like. Lineage: Eukaryota; Metazoa; Chordata; Actinopteri; Cypriniformes; Catostomidae. The record is from RefSeq and is a predicted model, not a curated record. The transcript is spliced from 20 exons. Gene Ontology annotation, molecular function: GTPase activity. Bases 71 to 4126 code for a protein of 1351 amino acids.